This is a messenger RNA of Mus caroli (Ryukyu mouse), 1855 nucleotides long. NCBI's taxonomy places the organism in Eukaryota, Metazoa, Chordata, Mammalia, Rodentia, Muridae. The record is from RefSeq and is a predicted model, not a curated record.
UAGAGAUGGAGGAAAAAAUGUGGAAGAGACCAAGACUCCAUCACAACCUAUGAGAAUUUCCACUAAGCAACUGCUCCAGGACUCCCCACCACAACCCAUGUGGGACCCUCUUCACAAAAUGGAUCACCUUCCUCUCUUUCAGCAGUUGUCUUACCUCAAGGUCUUGGAACAUCUUAUAUGGAAGGAGUUUAGUUACAUAUUCUGGGGCAUUUCCUCUCUGUUCCCUGAGUCACUUCUGGCUACUGCCCAUAUCCUCAGAAGCCCUACCUUGUCAGAACGGAAAACCGUGAGGUUUUGUGAUGCCUGUGGCCCUGCCCAAGCUCUAGCCCAGGCUCAAGGACAACCACAGCUUUCCCAGGACCUGCCAUUGCCUCUGAAACUUGUGACACCAAGUGUGGAAGGUGUGGCAUGGUUCCAAGAAAUGGAAAUGGUCCCAAGCUCUACAUCAAACCAAAUGCCACCUUGUUUCAAGAGAAGGACCUGUAGAAUAGCAUGUCCUACCACUGAGAGAGGGACACAGACACCACUAACAACUGAANACCAGUCCUUGCCACAUGGACUGUAUUGGAAAAACACCACAGUUUCUGAUAUCCGAAAACAUCAAGAAGCUAUUUGUAAGCCCACUCAGAACUUGUCCAAGGGCACCCAGCACACUACAGGUAUCAGGUCAGCAUCCAUCCUUCCUGAGAAUUGUCAGAUCAUCCNUAACAAUGAGGAGCCACAGAAUGAAGACAAGGCACCUAAUAUGGGAGAACCACUAGGAACUCCUGUCACACUCCACCCCUCCAGGAAACUGACCCAGUUUCAGGAACAUUUCCCAGCAAACAGUGAUCAUUAUUGUAAAAGCAGGUCUCAACUCUCCCAGGCUGCCCAGCCCUCCAUCCUCUACUCCAAACCCUACAAAUUUAGCAAAAUGAUUGAGUCUGUUCCCUUGGGGGUACCCGUAAAGGAGGACAUAGCAACCUGUGAUAUACAUAACACCAUCAAGAAGGGUAUUGGUCUAGGAGUCAAAGAUGUGCCUUGCACUUCAAGUAACAGCCCUGGGAAGGNGCUAAAAUCCAGGAACCCUGCACUGAGGACAGACACUCUGUCCUACAUGAACCCUUCGGAGCAACAUUUCUUCCUUGACUCAAACACUGAAAGGAAGCUGGAAUCAAAGAGCACAAAGCUCCCAAAGAAACACAGAAGGAGACCACAUCAGGAGGACCUUGAGGCAAGGGAUCUGACCCCACCUGAAGUUCCAGCCUCAAAAGUUCCCCAGGUUGGGUUUGCCUCCUCACCCAUCUGUCGUUCCAAGGCUGAAUACUAUGCCAAGGCUGCCAUGGUCCUGGAAAAUUUACAUCACCAGGAUCCAGGAGGGACAAGGGUGGACAGUAUUUCAAAUGACAGGCUUGAAAGUGCUGACUUUACAUUCUCACCUGCAGAAGUUCAGGGUACCCAAAGAACACCUCCACCUGCUGCCAGCCAUGGGCCCUCAAAAGCACAACCAGAUCCAUUGCAGGGAUACCUGAGUAUUCAGCAACCUGCUUUUUGCUUCCAGGCAAAACCCCCACAGAGUAGAACUAUCCAAUGCACGGGAAAAGGCAAGCUGCAACCAAAUACCAGCCCCAAAAUGCCCAUGCUUACACCAUGGAAGAGGUUUACACAUGUGGACUCAGGACAACCCUGCUGGCGGGUGAUAGUGAUUGAUCCUGAAGAAAAUAUCCCACCUUCAACAGCCAAACAAAGCAAUAUAGUGGAGGAAAAAGAAGAGCCACCUCCUGCAUGGACAGUGAGUCUGGGAUCCAGUGACAUUGACAAUGACCAAGCCAUCAAGAAACUGGAGAUGAACUGCAGUCAGGGACUGAAGACCUGA